This is a messenger RNA of Punica granatum (pomegranate), 2527 nucleotides long. The record is from RefSeq and is a predicted model, not a curated record. Lineage: Eukaryota; Viridiplantae; Streptophyta; Magnoliopsida; Myrtales; Lythraceae.
UUCCGGAGGUCAAUGCAUCGUUUUGUCUGGUUCUGACCCGCCUGGUCCUAUUUAAGUCCUCCAUGAAUGUCCCCGGUCCUUCGUCUUCCUGAACAACUGACUAACAGUGCAUUUGCCUUAUUUCCCGGCCAACAGAUUCUGAGGCCCAGAACUUUUCAGAGAUGGAGAGCAUCAAAUCUCCAUUUCGAGGAAUAGCGGUGGAUUUCAGAGGUCGAGUGUCGUGCUACAAGGAAGAUUGGAUCUCGGGUCUUCAUUCAGGAAUUGGGAUUUUGGCCCCAACAACAUAUAUUUUCUUUGCCUCUGCACUCCCAGUUAUUGCCUUCGGUGAGCAGCUCAGUAGAGAUACAGAUGGAAGCUUGAGUGCUGUUGAAACAUUGGCAUCUACCGCCAUAUGUGGCAUCAUACACGCCAUAUUCGGUGGACAGCCACUUCUAAUACUCGGAGUUGCAGAACCCACCAUCAUCAUGUACACUUAUCUUUACAACUUUGCCAAAGGAAGGGAGGACUUGGGGCAGGACCUAUACAUGGCUUGGGCAGGAUGGGUGUGCGUUUGGACUGCUCUGAUGCUAUUUUUGCUUGCAAUAUUCAAUGCCUGUGACAUAAUCAACCGAUUCACAAGAGUUGCGGGAGAGCUUUUCGGGAUGUUGAUCACUGUACUCUUUAUUCAAGAGGCCAUCAAGGGAGUCGUGAGCGAGUUUAAGGUCCCUGAAGCCGAAGACCUGAACCUGGAGAAGUAUCAGUUCCAGUGGCUUUACACAAAUGGACUCUUAGGGAUAAUAUUCACCUUUGGCCUUCUUUACACUGCCUUGAAGAGCAGGAAGGCGAGAUCUUGGUUAUAUGGAACAGGUAGCCUCAGAAGCUUCACUGCAGAUUACGGGGUACCGCUAAUGGUAAUAGCUUGGACAGCGCUUUCCUUUAGCAUGCCCAGUAAAGUUGCUUCUGGUGUUCCGCGGAGGCUGUAUAGCCCGUUGCUGUGGGAUUCUGCUUCAUAUCACCAUUGGACUGUGAUUAAAGAUAUGAGCAGGGUCCCACCAACAUAUAUCUUGGCGGCCUUCAUUCCUGCUUUGAUGAUCGCUGGGCUCUACUUCUUCGACCACAGCGUGGCGUCGCAGCUAGCACAACAGAAGGAGUUCAAUCUGAAGAAGCCGACUGCUUAUCACUAUGAUAUCUUAAUCCUUGGAUUCAUGACUUUGCUUUGCGGGUUGGUUGGGUUGCCCCCAUCGAAUGGUGUCCUCCCGCAGUCUCCCAUGCACACUAAGAGCCUUGCAACUCUAAAGAGGCAGUUUAUUAGAAGGAAAAUGGUAAAGAGCGUGAAGGAGAGUAUUAAGCAGAAAGCUAGCAACUCGGAGAUAUAUGACAAGAUGCAAGAUGUUUUCAUAGAGAUCGAAGACACUCCUGUUACUUCUCCUCUAGUUAAGGAGCUAGAAGAUCUGAAGGAGGCAGUUACCAAAUCCGAAAAGGACCAAGCAGAAAAAGUAACAUCUGAUCCCACGAUUCACAUAGAUGACCACUUGCCUGUUCGAGUGAAUGAGCAAAGAGUGAGCAAUCUGCUGCAGUCGCUCCUGGUGGCAGCAUCUGUAUGUGCUAUCCCAGUCAUUAAGCUCAUCCCAACAUCAGUUCUCUGGGGAUAUUUUGCUUAUAUGGCAAUCGACAGCCUCCCCGGAAACCAAUUAUGGGAACGUAUGCUCUUUGUCUUCAUCACUCCUGCACGUCGCUACAAGGUGUUCGAGCGAGCGCAUGCCUCGUUCAUUGAAUCAGUGCCUUUCAAGUACAUAGCAGCAUUCACACUACUCCAGUUCGUGUACUUGCUCCUGUGCUUCGGGAUCACGUGGAUUCCAAUCGCAGGAAUCCUAUUCCCCCUCCCAUUCUUCAUCCUCAUAGCCAUAAGGCAGCAUGGGCUGCCCAGGCUAUUCUCUCCCUACCAUCUUCAGGAAUUGGACGCUGCCGAAUAUGAAGAGAUAGCAAGGACCCCAGAACUCUCCCUCAGCCUAUCUCAUCGAGAGAAUGAGGCGCCUGAAUUGGGCGGUAUGGAAGGCAGGAUGCAAGUUUGUGAUGCCGAGACUUUGGAUGAGCUUACAACAAGCAGAGGAGAGCUGAAGGUUAGGACUUCGAGCUUCAGCGAGCACAGAAGUGACCACCAGGUGCGCCCUGAAGAAAUCGUCCCCGAAGAUUAAUUUGGUUUCGAUGUUCCCGUGGAACUAAUGGAAAGAUUAUUAUGGCAAUAGUAAGGGAGGUCAUAUGUAUGUUCUACAGAAGCCACACACAUGAUGGAGUGAACUUCGGGACAUCUCGACAUGGGGGGGGGGGGGGGGGGGGGGGGGGUGAAGAGUAGGUCUCUUCUUCUUCUUUUUUUCUGUGAAAGCACGAGAAGUUGGUUUGUUUUAGGUACUUCGUUACAUUUCGAACAUAAUGUUGAGUUUGUUGUUUGUACAGCUUUCUUUUUCAGUUAGUAAGGAGAUGUAAGGGUUUAAUAAAAAAAAUAAAAACUAAAUAAAGUACCACGGGAAGUUCUACUAUAAGAAUCAAU